Molecule: messenger RNA, 646 nt
Organism: Cylicocyclus nassatus
Lineage: Eukaryota; Metazoa; Nematoda; Chromadorea; Rhabditida; Strongylidae
Source: the annotation of a GenBank genome assembly
AUGCUAUUUGCCUUCACCUUAACUACAGUCACGAAGAUACUACUGCACAUAACGAUCUUCUUUACUAUCAUCAAAAGUCUCAUACAAUGCUGCGGAAAGAACAGAAAGGUAGCCGGGGUGGAUUCGCGCCGAACGUCGAGGAGAAUGCAAGAUUCUUACGCACCGAAGAGUUCCCAAGCUGUGACCCCUCGUCGGAUGAGCACGCCUGCAACUCCUAGGCAAAGAGAUAGCCUCAAACCUGGCAUUGGCAAGAAGACUCAGCCGAGCAGUGACGACGACAAGAAACAAGAAUUUUUGCCAUAUCCAGAAGUAGCAGAACCUACACCCAGUGCAAAACAACGACACAAGGACGAGUUGGAGCGGGAGAAAAGACAAAAGAUAGCUGAAGGUUUCUACCAGGAAAAAUCUGAUCAAGACGAUACAUUAGAAAAAGUGGCAAGCCUGAAAAUGGAGCCGUCCGAAUCGACUAAAAGAGCAGCAUCGGCGAAACGAUCAUUUAGACAGAGGCGACUAAAUGAUGAGUCCCUCCAUCAAAGAGUUCCCGCUACAGCUCGGCUAGCAGUAACAUGACCAUGUUGGCAUCGUGAACUCAAAAGAAUGAAAUGAAGCUGUUUUCGUAGACUAUCAUUAAAUAAAAUUUGUAACA